Nilaparvata lugens (brown planthopper) is the source of this 846-nucleotide messenger RNA. RefSeq names its product esterase E4-like. The coding region runs from base 12 to 617 and encodes 201 amino acids. The transcript has 4 exons. NCBI's taxonomy places the organism in Eukaryota, Metazoa, Arthropoda, Insecta, Hemiptera, Delphacidae. The record is from RefSeq and is a predicted model, not a curated record.
AAAAUGAACAAAUGUUUCUGAUUUCAGUAUUGAAGAGAGGCAAGAUAAGAAGCCUUGAAGCUGCGCUGUCUGAGCUUGACAAGAGAUUCACUGAAAUAAUGCCGGACGAAGGAGAUUUCCUCGAUGAUCCUGACCAUAAGCAAAGAGCUGCAAAACUAAAAACCGAAUACUUCGGUAACUCGACAAUAAGCAAUGAAACCAUGCCUCAACUGACCAAGCUGUUCAGUGAUAUUUACUUCUUGAAUGGAAUAAAAAGUACCAUAUCUAGACACGAAGGAGAAAAAUACGUUUAUAAAUUUGGAUACGAAGGGUCGUAUUCAAAUACACAGGAGUUAUCUGGAGACCCGACUUACAGGAAUGGUGUUUGUCAUGCCGAUGAUCUGUUUUAUUUGUUUCCUACGAAGCCAAACCUUGAUAUUUAUGUUGUAAGUGAGACGGAGAAGGAUAAAGAGAUGAGCGCUAAAUUUGUCGACGUAGUCACCAACUUCGUAAUUGAAGGAAAUCCAAAUUCGAAGUCAGAACCUAGCAUUUGGACUCCAAGUUCUAAGGACGUUGACUACUUGUCAAUCACUACUGAAGGAAAUUUUGAAAUGAAAAAGAACUUCCCAGGAGCAUAAUGCACUCAUCAAAUAUUAACAUUUCUACUUAUUUUUAUGAACACGUAUCAAUCUCCAUUUUUUGUAACAUAUAUUACCUUUCUAUCAGAAUAUGACCUGGAGUACGGGGCUUCACCCCGUCUCAUUGACAUGGAGUAUGGUAGGUAGGCUAUUACUAAUUGCAUUUUCAUAUUCUGUUUUCUCUAAGAUACUGAACUGUCUAUUGAAAUAAAAAUCAAACUACUAUGUA